GGGAGGGAAUAGCUGAGCUCUCCUUCUUUGCCAACUUCCUGAUUCUAAAACCGAAACACUCGUGACGUCCUUUCACUUCGUAAACAACUGAAAAUCCAAUGACCCUGCAAAGUGAAAUAAACCAUGAUUGUGCUGAAGUGCUGAUGCAUCAAAGGUAGCCAGGAUGAGUUCAUCAGGUGACAUUUCCACUUCACACCAGCGAAGGAACCCACGCAGGACCUGCCGCACCAUCACUAAAGUUUUUGCAGAACUUGACCGACCUGAUUCAGGUGAUAACGUCUCCAUCUUGCAUAGUGAGAGAACCUCUGAGUCUCAAAAUCCUACCAAGUCAUGUGGAUGGAGAAGAACUAAGAAGAAAAGGGAGAAACCUCAAGCAGUCAAUCAAACUGCCCCUUCUGACUCACCUGUUUGUUUAAAAGAGUCUACAAAUCAAGAAACUGAUAUAAACAGACAUGUUUCUUUAAAGCCUCAUGAACCUGAGCCAAUGGUGCCUCAACAAAAUACUAUCCCUGAAGCAAAUACUUCAAAAAGACAUUAUAAGGGCAGAAAGAAGGUAGACACUCAACCCUGUGUGAAAGGAGUGGAUACCACCAAAGUUUGUUCUGAAAGAGUGGACAAAUCUGCACACAGUGCAAGCCCAGAAUCACAGAAAACAAAAAGGGGCACCAAAAGGACACACUUUCAGAACUCUAAAAAAAUGUAUACUCCCUCUGAAGUUUCUACAGGGCUUCCCACAUGUACUACAAAAUCUCACCGUCCUAAAAAGGAGAUAUCCUCCUGUCACACUAACUAUGAUUGUAGCUCUAGACCACACACUCCAAAACGGGGCAAGCGUCAGCCAAGCCAUUUUCUCAGCUCUACACCUAAGUCGGACCUCCAACCCCUGUCUCCAAACAGAGCCGAGAGUAGUUGUUCACCAGACACACUUCCUAGGCCUCAGAUCGUACCGCUGACAAGUCCAUUAAGGAAACCUCCAGACGCUACACCAUCAAGAAUGGACAAACCUCAGAGGCUCGCUAAAGUAGGAAGACCAAGAGGUCGCAGGAAUGGGAAUGUGCAGGAACAGUCAAUCACCUCUCCCAAAGUGAAACGUUCCAAGAAGAGUGCAGCAUCUCCAGUGGAAUGCCCUCGGGAAGAGCUCUCCAUUGAGGUGACUCCUGUCAGGCCUUGCUUGGAACCCCAGGAGCCAGAGCUUCAGAACUCGGCCAUUCAAAACAUGUCAUCUGACUUCUCAAUGGAGCUGAGCCUUCAAGAGGAGCCCCAACCCAUCAACCACUCCCUCUUGCAGGAAGAGGACCAGGAUGAUGAUGAAGAGGAGCUGCCCAGUUUCUUGCGGCAGGACAAUAAAAAGCCUUUGUCAAUCUCAGAGGGACUUUGCGUGUGGUGCAAACUGAGGAAAUACCCGUACUGGCCAGCAGUGGUUAAAAGUGUGAAUCACAAGAGCAAAAAAGCUAGCAUUGUGUUUAUUGAUGGUUACCUUUUCGAUCAAAAGGGAAUCAGAAAAGGUUUUUCUGUAUCUAUGCGAACCCUAAAGCCUUUUGAUUGUGAAGAGUCGGAUAAACUUGUGGACAUAGCGAAAGAGAUGUACGGCAGUGCAAUUACCUGGUCUCUGGAACUGAUAUCAGACUAUAGAAUCCGCAUUGGUUGUGGCUCCUUCACUGGUUCCUUCAUUGAAUAUUGUGCUGCGGACAUUAGUUGCCCACUAAGAAAAAAGUAUUCUGAAGGGAAAUCUGUGCUGACCUUCCCCAGUCAGGAGAUUCUGAGUGAGCAGUGCAACUACUCAGAAGAAAACAUAGAGGACAUUGUUGUGGAAGAGCAAGAUGAGCUCCUUUCGAAGAAGGUGCUGCCAGAUCGAUCAAAAGCUGCACGCAACCGUGCCAACAAGCUAUUGGUUGACUUCAUCGUCAACAAGCGAAGAGUGGAAAAUCGCUUACUGGCAAUCAUCAAUGGUCAGGAGUCAUCUAAAUGGCUUCAAGCCCUCAUGAAGCCCACUCGCCGAGUGGUUGAUGUCUAUCUGGAAGAUGAGGAACAGGUUGAUAAGGUGUACCGUUACCUGAACAAAGUCUGUGACAAUGCCCCUCAAAUAAACACCUGCCUGGUAAACAUCCAGGCUGACAGGAUCUGCCUUAUUCUUGAUGUGCUCCUGCCAGAGGCAAUUAUUUAUGCCAUUGCUGGAGUCCACAAGCUUUCUCUGGAGAAAGCAGAGGAGAAGUAUCGCAGAGGGCCGUGCUUCAGUAACAGAGAGAGACAGGAGUUUGACAUGAUGAUUGAACAGCAGAUGAAAUUGAAGAGAAUCACACAGCGUUAUCAAUAGUGACAGUCAAAAGCAAAAUGAACAGCUAUUUAAAAGAAACGCAGACUUCUGUGGCAGUUGUGUAUUGGAGGUUUUGUUCUUGGGAAAUCAUGAUUGUCAAUGUAUACAAAACUAAACUGAUUUUUAAUAUAUAUUUUUUUUAUUUUCAUGCCUCGAAGAGAAGAAAUCUGAUUUUCUGGGCUGAGUAUGAUAUCCCAACAUAACAUAAUCAAUAUGCUUAAGUCAUGAAAAUGUGUUGCAGUCAACUUGUGUACAUUGUGUACUGUAUGUAUUUACCGGUACAACAUGCGUUAUAAUAAUACAUAAAAACAUUUUAAUAAUUUUUUUCAUUUUAUUCCUCUGAUCAUUUAAAUGCGAUGAAUGUGGGAAUGUGAGACCUUGUUUUAAAAUUGCUUAAGCAAGCGUGUUUAAGGUGGCAUGUGCUGUUUGUAACUAUUUGUAACGUAAAAGUGUCAAGGUGCAUUAGCGAGAAACUUGUGUCUCUUUAAACCUCCAAAAUGAUUUAUUCUCGUUAUUGUGAGAAUAUUAAUUUUCCAUAGAUGGAAGAUUUUAAAUUUUUUUGACCACUUGACAGUUCACAAUAUAUUUGGAAUACAUAGAGGGGUUUUCUACUCGAUAGUAUAAAAAAAAGUGUUUGAUGCCAAAGGAAUCGAGCAUUUUAGUGUAACAACACAUAUCUUAUACAAAACUUAAUUGUUGUUUUUCAAUAAAUCUUUAUUUUGAAACACCCACCA
Messenger RNA from Xyrauchen texanus (razorback sucker), 3048 nucleotides. RefSeq names its product PWWP domain-containing DNA repair factor 3B-like. The transcript has 13 exons. The record is from RefSeq and is a predicted model, not a curated record. Bases 164 to 2314 code for a protein of 716 amino acids. Lineage: Eukaryota; Metazoa; Chordata; Actinopteri; Cypriniformes; Catostomidae.